UUUUUUGUGAGGUUAUGUGAAAGUUUGACGCAUGUUUUGCUCCUGAAAUCACAACAAACCCCGGAAUCGUGCUAAAUCCUGAUAAAAUGUCCUUUUUCAUCCGCGGAAAGGCAGGUGGGAAGCCUGGAGGGAAGCCAAAAGACAAGGUCAAGAAGAACUUCCCUCCAGCUGAGCAGAAAUUCCUUGGGAAACGGAAAAAGUUUGAGGAUGAGGAAGUGGAGAGUGAUGAGGAGAUUCUCAGCAAUGACGAGGAUUUGCCAGCUGCUGAAUCAUCGGAAGACGAAGUGGAGACGCCACAGGAGAAGAGACUCCGUCUGGCCAAGAAGUACUUGGAGGAGAUUGAGAAGGAAGAGCAGAAACGUGCUGAAGAGGGCAAUUCUGCUGCCAAUGUGGACAAGAGACUGACCAAUGAGUAUCUGGACAGUGUGGGUAAGCUGAGGAGGUUCGUGGCGGGGAGUUAUCUUGGGGUGGAGGAGGAUAGGAUACAGAUGCUGAAGCACAAAUCCCAGAAAGCUCCAGUCACGUGCCUGUGUUUGUCCAGGGAUGGAAAGUGGUUGUUUUCGGGCAGUAAAUCCCCGGUGAUUGUCAAGUGGAGUGUUGAGGACUGGCGUCCGGUCGGGGUGAUCAAUCUCCUGGACAGGGGUCAGGAGAAUGGGAAGAAAGUUAAGGUUCAGGGAGUUUGUUUGACAAUCACGAGUGAUGGGAAGUUUCUGGCUGUUGGGGAUGGAAGUGCGGGGAUUAGGGUGUACUGUCCGGAAAGUUUGAGGUCUCUGGGAGUCCUCAGGGCACAUAGGAAACCCGUGACGGCUUUAGUUGCCCGGAAAGAUACCCAUGAGAUCUAUUCCGGAAGCUCAGAUAAAACGGUUAUCGUAUGGUCCUUGGACGAAAUGGCCAAGAUUGAGGUGAUGUUCGGCCAUCAGGCGACUGUAACUGACCUAGAUGCCUUGACAAGGGACAGAGCAAUAUCUUCCGGGGGCAAUGACUGUAGCAUCCGGAUCUGGAAGGUGUCAGAGGAGUCUCAACUUGUCUACAAUGGACACAGUGGGAAUAUCGACAGCGUCCGGCUGAUAAAUGAGGAGAAUUUUCUCUCCUGUGGAGACGAUGGGUCACUCUGCGUAUGGAGCACCAUGAAAAAGAAGCCCCUUUGCGUCCAAGCCCUCGCUCAUGGAAAGUCUCCGGAAAACAACGAAGCCAAUUGGAUUUCCGCAAUAGCUACCUACACUAACACCGAUCUAGUGGCUUCGGGAUCUUGUGAUGGAUUCAUAAGGGUGUGGAAGCUAGAGUCACACUUCCGGAAGUGCGUGAAAAUCAUGGAAAUUCCCGUUCCGGGAUUUGUAAAUGCUUUGGCUUUCACGCCUGACGGAAAUCACUUGAUAGCGGCUCUUGGGCAGGAGCAUAGAUUAGGGAGAUGGUGGAGAAUUGCCCAGGCAAAGAAUUGUAUAGCUGUAAUCCCUUUCCGGAGGAAAACUUGAGGAAAAUUUCCCCAAAGACGCCAAUAAAAUGAGGUUAUGUACUCA
Molecule: messenger RNA, 1517 nt
Organism: Phlebotomus papatasi
Lineage: Eukaryota; Metazoa; Arthropoda; Insecta; Diptera; Psychodidae
Gene: U3-55K
Product: U3 small nucleolar RNA-interacting protein 2
Exons: 2
Coding region: 87-1472 (461 amino acids)
Cellular component (GO): small-subunit processome
Molecular function (GO): protein binding; snoRNA binding
Source: RefSeq, a predicted model, not a curated record